Molecule: messenger RNA, 1225 nt
Organism: Rotaria sordida
Lineage: Eukaryota; Metazoa; Rotifera; Eurotatoria; Philodinida; Philodinidae
Source: the annotation of a GenBank genome assembly
AUGUCAAAAAAUAAAAAACGAAAAAAUCAAUCAUCACCUAGCAAAGCACCAUCAACAUCACAUUCACUUUCAUUAAAGAAUCGUUCUUCAUCGAAAGCGACUACAUCAUCUAUCAAUGGUGCUAAAAUUCGUUCACAAUCGACCGUUAAACGAUUACAAAUGUAUCGUGGUGGUAAACCAAAACGCGAUCCAUCAGGAAGAAUUGUUCAAUCAGCAUUAUUUCAAGAACGACUUCCAUCUGGUACACAAGCUCGUGUUGCACCUAAUCGUCAAUGGUUUAAUAAUAGUCGUGUUGUUACACAAACUUCAUUACAAAAAUUUCAAGCAGCUUUAUCAACAACACUUGCUGAUCCAUAUCAAGUUGUUAUGAAACAAACUCAAUUACCGGUUACAUUAUUAAAUGAAAAAGGUAAACAAAAACGUGUUCAUAUACUUGAUGUUGAAUCAUAUGAAUCAACAUUUGGACCUAAAUCACAACGAAAACGACCAUCAAAUGUUGCCGGUGGUGAUGAUAUGGAAGCAUUAGUAGUUCAUGUUGAACAAAAACAAAAUGAAUAUGAUCAAGAUAAAGAUCUUGAUUUAGUUCGUGAACAUGAUGGAAUUAAACAAGAAACUAUUAAUCCAUUAUUUAAAGCUGGACAAAGUAAACGUAUAUGGAAAGAACUUUAUAAAGUUAUUGAUUCAUCUGAUGUUGUUAUUCAAGUUCUUGAUGCACGAAAUCCUGAAGGUACACGAUGUCGUCAAGUUGAAUCAUAUUUAAAAAAAGAAAAAGCUUAUAAACAUUUAAUUUUUAUUUUAAAUAAAUGUGAUUUGGUUCCUGUAUGGGUUACACAACGAUGGGUAGCUAUACUUUCUCGUUCAUAUCCAACACUUGCAUUUCAUGCUAAUAUGAGAAAAUCAUUUGGUAAACAAGCAUUAAUACAAUUAUUAAGACAAUUUUCUCGUUUACAUCAAGAUAAAAAACAAAUUUCCGUUGGUUUUAUCGGGUAAAUAUAUAUGUAUAUAAAGUAGUGGACAAACGUUUCUCAGCUAGCAUAGGUAGCAAAAAUCUGAAAAUUUGUAUGCAUAUUAUUCAUCAUGAAUGUAGAUUAGAGCCACGAGUUUGCUCUGAUUGUUUAAAUACAAUGGAAAUUAUGAUGGAUGGUAAUGAAUAGUACUUUUUUUUUGUUUGAACUUUAUACUUUAGAAAAAGAAAAAGUUUUAUGGGUCAACUGGUCUUUCAUUA